Molecule: messenger RNA, 1186 nt
Organism: Amphimedon queenslandica
Lineage: Eukaryota; Metazoa; Porifera; Demospongiae; Haplosclerida; Niphatidae
Exons: 2
Coding region: 9-854 (281 amino acids)
Source: RefSeq, a predicted model, not a curated record
AUGGAAUAAUGCAAUCAGGAGAAAUAUCAACUGUUCAGUUGCAAGUUGAGAGUUUUUCAGGUGAAGCUUUAAAUGUCACUCGCUUUGAUUUCUAUAAUUACAGUGAAAGCUACAGUGCAACCCUUAAUCUCUCUCGCUUUCCUUUCUCUGAUAAUAUACUGAUAGGGAGACUUGCUAUUCGUAUAUCAAACAUUAAUGUAACAAUAGAACCAUCUAUUAUAACAGUUAGCUAUAAUCCUCAAAGUUCUUAUGCUGCAACAACAACACCUGUCAUUGGCAUGGCUUCCAGUGAAACUGUUUACAUAACAUCCACUCCUACAAUUCCUUCACAAAGUUGCACACCAACAGUUUAUACAAGCACACUAACAAAAUCUGUUACUGGUUCUUGUAGCUGCACGGCAAUUACGAACACAAGCCCUUCAUUAAUUUUUUCUAAAGUAACAGUAACAGUUGAGAACAGUGCAUCGUGUUCCUCUGUAGUGCCAACAACACAACCAAACCAGUCCUCGUUGAACUCAAGUGUAGUUGUUGGAGGCGUAAUGGGCUACGUCAUAUUUUUAAUUCUCGGCGUCGUUGGUACCGUAGGUGGGUUUUUCUGGGGGAAAAGCACAAGACAGACAAUAGCUUCAAAUAAUGGACCAGUUAUUAUCAGUAAUUAUAAAAGUCAUGGAAAUGCAAUUGAGCCCAAGAGCAAAAAUCAAACCCUUCCUCUACCUAUGCUUCCACGACCACAAGGAUGUCAAAUUAAUGAUAAUGGUGAAGCGAUUAAUGAUGAGAUUUACACGGAAAUGGAUAAUUUCCAGGAAGAAAAAAAAUAUGAAAACCCUGAAGAAAUUACAGAUACGUACAUUUAAACAGAACUAUUUUUGCUGGGUGAGAUAACAAUUCCAAGUUUAGUUCAGGAAUAGAAUAGUAGUAGUCUAGAAUUUAGUUGCAUGUAGCUUUAGAUUUUGAACACAUAAUUUUAUGCUAGUAUGAUUUUUAAUGACAUUUCACUGCCAUGUCUUUUUAAUACUAAACGGCUACAUAUUAUACCACUGUAGUGUUGUAGAUCUUUAUAUUUCUUUUCACAAUAAUUUUCUUUUUGUAAAGUGGCUUUAAAUGGUAGCUUUGAAAUUAUAAUUGAUUAUUAGGACAGUCAAUUGAUUACCGUAUUAAGACAGUCUGAUUCACUGGACAUGACAUG